Molecule: messenger RNA, 550 nt
Organism: Episyrphus balteatus (marmalade hoverfly)
Lineage: Eukaryota; Metazoa; Arthropoda; Insecta; Diptera; Syrphidae
Exons: 2
Coding region: 104-397 (97 amino acids)
Molecular function (GO): chitin binding
Source: RefSeq, a predicted model, not a curated record
UAAAACGUUUAAUCAAUUUUACUAUAAAUUGUGACUCUCUUCAAUUAUUGUCAUCUUUAUAAAGUUGAAACCAAUCUGUGCAGUAAUAACAGAGCUUACUAUAAUGAAAUUCAUUGUUGUUAGCGCUUUCUUGUUAGUCUUGGCAGUAAGCUCGCUGGCUGCACCUUCGGGUAAUGGUCAACCGGGAUGUGCUACAAGCCAGGAAAUUGAAACUGUAUUAUACAGGAAUCUUUGGGAUCCAACUGCCUACUGGAAGUGUACAGAACUUAAAGUACCUGCUUCAGCUGGAAGAUGUCCAGAUGAAGAAGCAUUCCAGGAUAGUGUUAAAAAGUGUGUUCCAUGGGACCAAUGGACUUGGGAACCUCUUAAAGCUCCACCAAGUGUACCAAAAGCUUAAAGAAAAAAAAAACGUUAAUGAUCUUUAUACAAAAAUUGAGGUUUCAUUUUAAAUAAAUUUUAGUUGAGCAUUUAAUACAUUAUAAUUAUAAAAUCUCCUUUAAUAUCCAUAUCCAUAUUUUUAAUAAAGAUGAAAUUUUUUAACUAAAUUCAA